Molecule: messenger RNA, 1963 nt
Organism: Vicia villosa (hairy vetch)
Lineage: Eukaryota; Viridiplantae; Streptophyta; Magnoliopsida; Fabales; Fabaceae
Product: zinc finger BED domain-containing protein RICESLEEPER 2-like
Exons: 3
Coding region: 113-1963 (616 amino acids)
Molecular function (GO): DNA binding
Source: RefSeq, a predicted model, not a curated record
UUUUUGGUAAGUUAUUGAACUUUAGACCAUUUAACUCAGAAUUUUCAAUUGUACUGAAUUACUUUUAUUGAUAUGCAGUGUUGUGUAAUUAGUCAGUAACUUUUUUUGUUAUAUGCAAGGAGUUCGAGAUAUGCAAGGAGUUCGAGAUAUGCAAGGAGUGCGAGAUAUGCAAGGAGUUCAUGAAAAUACGCAAAAUAACGUUAUGGAACAAGAACCUCCAGCAGCAACCGCACCAGCAGCAACAACACCCAUUGAGGUCUGCACAAAUCAGCCUCCUAUUGGCCGGAAGAGAAGAAGAGCUAAUGCAAAUGCUAUUAGAAAGAGGUCUGAGGUAUGGGACCAUUUUAACCUUAUUCCCGAUAGUGAUCCCGCUACUGCGGCAUGUAAGUACUGCCAUUCAAAGUAUAUGUGUGACUCUAAGAAACACGGAACGUCAAAUUUAAAGAGUCACAUGAAAACAUGUCCUAAGUAUCCGUUGAACCUUUCAACCGACCCUACCCAAACCGUAUUGACAUAUUCAACAAUUCCGGGAGUUGGGUUGGUUCCAACGUCUUCUAGGUUUGAUCCUGUAGGUUGUAGAAAGGGGUUGGCUUACUUUAUCAUUUUAGAUGAAAAACCCUUUAGAACAGUUGAAGGAGAGGGAUUCAAGUACUUUUGUUACCAAAUGCAACCCCAAUUUACAAUACCAUCAAGAAGAACCAUAGCUAGGGAUUGUUUUCAGAUAUAUCUUGAUGAGAAAGUGAGGUUGAAAGCAUUAUUUGGUUCUGAUUGUAGUAGGGUGGCAAUUACAACAGAUUGUUGGACUUCCGUUCAAAAUCUAAACUACCUGACCCUCACCGCUCAUUUUAUAGAUAGGGAUUGGCAAUACCAAAAAAGGAUAAUCAGCUUUGCGAUUAUCCCAAAUCACCGAGGUAAAACAGUUGGUAAGAAGGUUGAGGAUGUGCUGAAGGAGUGGGGGCUUAGAAACGUUUCAACUAUCACGGUAGAUAACGCGGCAUCAAAUGAUGUUGCUGUUAAGUAUUUAGAGCAGAAGAUAAGAAACAUGAAUGGACUUUUUAUGGAUGGAUUUGGAUUUCACAUGAGGUGCUGUGCACAUAUACUGAAUUUGGUCGUGAGAGAUGGAUUAAAAGUAGCCAGCACCUCAAUUUCAAGUGUUCGAAAUGCGAUAAGGUAUGUGAGAUCUUCACCUCAUAGAGCGUUAAAGUUCAACGAAUGUGUGGGUUAUGCCAAUAUUACAUGCAAGAAGUCGGUAUGUCUUGAUGUUUCAACUCGUUGGAACUCGACGUAUUUGAUGUUAGAUGCAGCUGAGAAGUAUGAAACAGCUUUUGAUAAGCUAGAAGAUGAGGUUGAGGAUUAUAGGGAUUUCUUUGAAGGUGAUUCCCCCCCUAGUAGUGAAGAUUGGGAGAAUGUUAGGGUAUUUAUUAAUUUUUUGAAGAACUAUUAUGAAGCGACAACUGUUUUUUCUGUUUCAACAAAAGCAAGUUUGCAUACAGCUUUCCCUUUCUUGGCUGGAAUUUACGUUGAGCUUAAGUCAUUAAACUUGGACCUAAAUGGGUUGUUUGCUAGUGUGGCUAAGGAAAUGUUGGAUAAAUUUAAGAAAUAUUGGAUUGAUAUCACUAAGAUGAACCAACUCCUCUAUUUGGGUGUUAUUUUUGAUCCCCGGUAUAAGUUACGAUUUGUGGAUUGGUGCUUUACUGAUAUGUAUGGACCACUUUCAGAAACUAAGAAAUCUUUGUUAGAAGAGAUCAAUAACAAUCUCUCAAAAAUCUUCAUGGUUUACAAACAAGCCUAUGACAAUGUCGAAGGACCUGUCCCAGUUAUGGCAGCCACUGUUUCUAAUGGUGAAACUGCUGCCAACAUCGAAGUACCGGCACAUGUAGCUAGACAGAAUGCUUUUCAGCAACAUUUGAAGUCUAUGGACUCGGUUGAAGAAAGAAUACCCAGUUCUGUCCCAAAUUGUUAG